AUGGCAUCAGAUAUUCCCGGCUCAGUGGCCUUGCCAGUGGCACCAAUGGCAAGUGGACAAGUGCGAAUGGCAGGAUCCAUGCCUUCCAGAGGAGGAAAGCGCCGCUCUGGAAUGGACUUCGAUGAUGAAGAUGGGGAGGGGCCCAGCAAAUUUUCAAGGGAGAAUCAUAGUGAGAUUGAGAGACGCAGGAGAAAUAAGAUGACACAGUACAUCACCGAACUGUCUGAUAUGGUACCCACUUGUAGCGCGUUGGCUCGUAAGCCUGACAAGCUGACGAUUCUUCGAAUGGCUGUUUCACACAUGAAAUCAAUGAGGGGCACUGGAAACAAAUCUACUGAUGGAGCUUACAAGCCUUCGUUUCUUACAGAACAGGAACUGAAACAUCUUAUCCUGGAGGCUGCAGAUGGGUUCCUGUUUGUAGUUGCAGCUGAGACGGGAAGAGUGAUCUACGUAUCAGAUUCUGUGACUCCUGUGCUGAACCAGCCUCAGUCUGAAUGGUUUGGCAGCACUUUGUAUGAACAGGUUCAUCCAGACGACGUGGAAAAGCUGCGAGAGCAACUAUGUACAUCUGAAAACUCUAUGACAGGACGAAUCCUCGACUUGAAGACUGGAACAGUAAAGAAAGAGGGUCAGCAGUCCUCAAUGAGAAUGUGCAUGGGAUCAAGGCGCUCUUUUAUUUGCAGGAUGAGGUGUGGAAAUGCUCCUCUGGAUCAUUUACCUCUGAACAGAAUAACCACCAUGAGAAAAAGAUACAGGAAUGGUCUUGGCCCAGUAAAAGAAGGUGAAGCACAGUAUGCUGUUGUCCAUUGCACUGGCUAUAUCAAGGCUUGGCCACCAGCAGGAAUGACUAUACCAGAAGAAGACGCUGACGUGGGACAAGGUAGUAAAUAUUGCCUUGUGGCAAUAGGAAGGCUUCAGGUAACCAGCUCUCCAGUGUGCAUGGACAUGAAUGGCAUGUCAGUCCCAACCGAGUUCUUGUCUAGGCACAACUCUGAUGGAGUCAUCACCUUUGUCGACCCAAGGUGCAUCAGCGUCAUUGGCUACCAGCCCCAGGAUCUUCUGGGGAAAGAUAUUUUAGAAUUCUGCCAUCCUGAAGAUCAAAGCCAUUUGAGGGAGAGUUUCCAACAGGUUGUGAAACUGAAAGGUCAAGUCCUGUCUGUGAUGUAUCGUUUUCGUACCAAAAACCGGGAAUGGAUGCUGAUCAGGACCAGCAGCUUCACAUUUCAGAAUCCUUACUCUGAUGAGAUCGAAUACAUCAUCUGCACCAACACUAAUGUAAAACAGCUUCAGCAGCAGCAAGCAGAACUUGAAGUACAUCAAAGAGAUGGGCUGUCAUCCUAUGACUUAUCUCAGGUGCCUGUUCCAAGUAUACCAGCUAAUGUUCAUGAGGGUGGAAAGUCUGUGGAAAAGCCUGAUGCUAUCUUCUCCCAAGAGAGAGAUCCUAGAUUUGCUGAGAUGUUUGCUGGAAUAACUGCUUCAGAUAAAAAAAUGAUGGCUUCGGCAUCCACAGCAGGAAACCAGCAGCUUUACUCACAGGGAAGCCCAUUUCAGCCAGGACAUUCGGGAAAGACUUUCAGUUCGUCCGUGGUACAUGUGCCUGGUGUGAACGACAUCCAGUCUUCUUCAUCAACAAGCCAGAAUCUGACACAGAUAUCUCGCCAGCUAAAUCAGAGUCAGGUUGCCUGGACAGGAAAUCGCCCACCGUUUCCAGGACAGCAAAUUCCAUCUCAGUCUGGCAAGGCUCAGUCAUCUCCCUUUGGGAUUGGAACAAGUCACACCUACCCAGCUGAUCCAUCAUCAUACAGCCCCCUUUCCAGCCCAGCCACCUCUUCUCCAAGCGGGAAUGCCUACUCUAGCUUAGCAAACCGAAGUGCAGGGUUCGCUGAAGGUGGCCAGAGCAGCGGCCAAUUCCAGGGGAGACCUUCUGAAGUCUGGUCCCAGUGGCAGAGCCAACAUCACAACCAGCAGAGUGGUGACCAGCAUUCGCACCCGCAGCCCAGUCAGACCGAGGUGUUCCAGGACAUGCUGCCAAUGCCGGGGGAUCCGACGCAGGGUACUGGCAAUUACAACAUUGAAGAUUUUGCUGACCUGGGCAUGUUUCCACCAUUUUCUGAGUAG
Molecule: messenger RNA, 2118 nt
Organism: Egretta garzetta (little egret)
Lineage: Eukaryota; Metazoa; Chordata; Aves; Pelecaniformes; Ardeidae
Gene: ARNT2
Product: aryl hydrocarbon receptor nuclear translocator 2
Exons: 18
Coding region: 1-2118 (705 amino acids)
Biological process (GO): regulation of transcription by RNA polymerase II
Cellular component (GO): aryl hydrocarbon receptor complex; cytoplasm; transcription regulator complex
Molecular function (GO): DNA-binding transcription factor activity, RNA polymerase II-specific; RNA polymerase II cis-regulatory region sequence-specific DNA binding; protein dimerization activity
Source: RefSeq, a predicted model, not a curated record